Messenger RNA from Capsella rubella, 959 nucleotides. RefSeq names its product triphosphate tunel metalloenzyme 3. The coding region runs from base 95 to 715 and encodes 206 amino acids. The record is from RefSeq and is a predicted model, not a curated record. Lineage: Eukaryota; Viridiplantae; Streptophyta; Magnoliopsida; Brassicales; Brassicaceae. The transcript is spliced from 2 exons.
CGCAGCUUCCUCCUCUCUCCUCCACCUUAUAGACCCAAAACACAAAAACCCAUCUUCCAAAUCCGACAGAAUCGGUCUCUCUUGAAUAACCUCCAUGGAAGUCGAAGUCAAGCUCCGUCUUUUAACCGCCGCUGCUCAUCUCCGUCUCACCACUCUUCUAACUCCUUUCCACCUCAAAACCCUUCACCAACGCAACAUCUUCUUCGACACACCCAAAAACGAUCUCUCCCUCCGCCGCGCCGUCCUCCGUCUCCGCUUCCUUCAAAACGCUGCCGUUUCGUCUCCGCCUCGUUGUAUUGUAUCUCUCAAGGCGAAACCAACUCUUGCUAAUGGGAUUAGCCGUGUGGAGGAAGAUGAAGAGGAGAUUGAUUAUGGGAUUGGUGAAGAAUGUGUUGAUUCACCGGAUAAGCUCUCAGCCGUUGGAUCUAGGGUUUUGAAAAGGGUUCAAGAGGAGUAUGGGUUUAAAGACUUUCUAGGGUUUGUUUGUUUAGGUGGGUUUGAGAAUGUUAGGAAUGUGUAUGAGUGGAGAGGUGUGAAACUUGAGGUUGAUGAGACUAAGUAUGCUUUUGGGAAAUGUUUUGAGAUUGAAUGUGAAACAGAGGAACCAGAGCGUGUUAAGACUAUGAUUGAGGAGUUUCUUACAGAGAGCAAGAUUGAGUUUUCGAAUUCGGACAUGACCAAGUUUGCUGUUUUUCGUUCAGGAAAGCUUCCUUGACAUGGUGGGAAGAAGAAUGGCUUCUUGGUUCAUGGAUUUUGGGCAUCAGCAUGAUUAACUUUAAAUUAAUGGCCAGCUGCAAGAAUAAUUACUAUUGAACUAGAUGAUCACAUUGUACCAUUUCUCAAUGUCUUUUUCAUUCUCUCUAAGUUUAAGGAUUGUUUCCUGAGCCUUAGUAUUACUUUGGAAUUGUGUUUUUUUUUUCUCUUUCUGUAAAUUUAAUUUCAACCAAAGCUUUCGCACC